ACCAAUUUAAUAUUUGAUUUUACAGAAACUACAGAGACCAAAACCCAAGAAUUAAAGAAAUGCCCAGAUCCCUCUCCACUUCUAGUUGGGCCUCUCAGGGUUGAGUUCUCUACGCCUGUCAGCUUGGACACAGUGAGGAAGGAGAACCCAGGUCUGCAGGAAGGAGGUCGCUACAAACCACAUGACUGCGUCGCCCUCCAGAAGGUUGCUCUAAUCAUCCCCUUCCGCCAUCGUGACGAGCACCUCAAGUUCUGGCUCUACUACCUCCAUCCCAUCCUUCAGCGCCAACAGCUAGACUAUGGCGUCUAUGUUAUCAAUCAGGAUGGAGACAACACGUUCAACAGGGCCAAGCUGAUGAACAUUGGCUAUGCUGAGGCCCUGAAAGAGUAUGACUACGACUGCUUUGUGUUCAGUGACGUGGACAUCAUCCCCAUGAAUGACCGCAACACCUACAAAUGCUUCAGCCAGCCCAGACACCUGUCUGUCUCCAUGGACAAGUUUGGCUUCAAGUUGCCCUAUAAUCAGUACUUUGGCGGUGUCUCAUCGUUGAGUAAAGAGCAGAUCAUGAAAAUCAACGGCUUUCCCAACAACUACUGGGGGUGGGGUGGUGAAGAUGACGACAUUUUCAACAGGAUGAAUGACAGAAAAAUGCCCAUCUCUCGUCCGGACGGCGAAGUCGGAAAAUGCCGGAUGAUCCGUCACGAAAGAGACAUAAAUAACAACGACAAUCCUCAGAGGUUCAAGAGAAUAACUCACACGUUAAAGACGAUGGAUACCGAUGGCCUCAACUCUCUCGAGUACGAAGUUGUCGCAGUUGAAAAGCAUGACCUGUUCACAAAUAUUACAGUAGACGUGGGGAUACCACCCGAAGAUGAAGAAGACAUGGACAAAGGAUGAAUGAGGAAGAGAUGAACAAGCAGAGCCCUGCGUGCCCGUUUGUAAAUCCGGCCCUGUGAAGAAGGCAGGAACCACCUGGAAUGAGGUCAAGAAAACUUCCCAGAACAGUACGAGGGAUGCUUAACAUGACUUAGCAUGAAUCUUUGAGGAGGUGUCAUGAUAUCCACUUGGCACUUUUGUCCCUCGAGUGGCCCAAUUGGCAGAGCUUUGUGUAGUGCUGCCUUCAACUGCUUUCGCCGCAACUCGGAGAAACAAGGUCCCAACUCUGAAAUAACCCCCCUCCAAGUUCCAAUUACAAUUGGGAAAGUCUGAGAGGAUUUUGAUACCCAAGUUGUGACGUUUCAUCUCUGACCUUUCACCUUUUCAGYGAGCAAACUUUAGGUUUACAAAUACUGUAUUUUUGCUCUACACUAGUGUACAUCAAGCAAUGGCUAUGGAAUGUAAAGGUUUCAGAGAUGCUUUUUGAUAUUGUUGUUGAUCGAAUGUGUUGCCUUUGCUCCUUAUUUUCUGUGUGAAAAUCUGAACUUUAAUUUAGUCUUUUUUAGUUAUUGGYCUAUUAUAGUGUGGCUACUGUGUGAGCCAUGGGAAACUCCCCAAAAACAAUAACAAAAUGUUCAACUGUUCAAAAUAAAAUGACAGAGACCUCUU
Molecule: messenger RNA, 1545 nt
Organism: Salvelinus sp. IW2-2015
Lineage: Eukaryota; Metazoa; Chordata; Actinopteri; Salmoniformes; Salmonidae
Product: beta-1,4-galactosyltransferase 1
Biological process (GO): protein N-linked glycosylation; carbohydrate metabolic process
Cellular component (GO): Golgi apparatus
Molecular function (GO): cytoskeletal protein binding; beta-N-acetylglucosaminylglycopeptide beta-1,4-galactosyltransferase activity
Source: RefSeq, a predicted model, not a curated record